Molecule: messenger RNA, 6202 nt
Organism: Monomorium pharaonis (pharaoh ant)
Lineage: Eukaryota; Metazoa; Arthropoda; Insecta; Hymenoptera; Formicidae
Gene: Ptpmeg2
Product: tyrosine-protein phosphatase non-receptor type 9
Exons: 10
Coding region: 404-2395 (663 amino acids)
Biological process (GO): protein dephosphorylation
Molecular function (GO): protein tyrosine phosphatase activity
Source: RefSeq, a predicted model, not a curated record
GAGCGGCGCGCGGACCGUCGAGAGAGUGUCACAAUCGCGUUCGAGUGCGUGCGGGAGACAGUGGAGAACAAUGGUCGCGCGCCGGGGUGAUUUACCGUUUCUCGCUGCCGUUACCGUCGCCGUCGCCGUCGCCGAGGGUGGCCGCGCUCUCUAAGGAUCUCGGUGCGUUUCGCGCGAGCGUGUGCGGGGCUCCGGAGGAAGAGUCGUUCUCCCCCGCUCCCUCUCCUCCCCCUUUCUCUCCCUCCUGGUGCGUGGAAACGCGCGACAGAAUGCUCGAUUCUCUCCCCGCGGACGUAUGCACCGGGACUGGAUGUAAUACACCGUGAGUUACCGCGCUCUCCGCUUCCACCGUGGUUUGGUACACGCCUCCUUCCUCGGGCAUGUCAGCGCGCUGAGAGCCAAAAUGGCAGCCACGUUAACCGCCGAGCAGGAGCAAGCUACGAAGGAAUUUAUAGAAGCUGUGAAUAAGUGUAGAGCCGGUAGACGAGCUGGGCCAGUAUCCUGGAGCACGGCAGUCAAGUUUCUAGCGGCACGGAAGUUUGAGGUUCAACGAGCUUUAGCUCUAUACGAGCAGCACGAGGCCACCAGAAGAAGAGAGGGAUUGGCGGUUCUGUAUCCCACUCAGGAGCCUCUACUCAGCGAACUGUACACAGGAAAAUUUACUGUCCUGCCAUCAAGAGACGCAACAGGUGCAGCGAUAGCUAUUUUCACAGCGCAUUUGCAUCUUCCACAAAAUACCACGCAUCAAACAACUUUGCAAGGUGUUGUAUAUCAAUUAGAUGCUGCCUUGGAAAGUGCAGAAACGCAGAAACAUGGACUAGUUUUUAUUUAUGACAUGUCCGACAGCAAGUAUCAGAAUUUUGACUAUGAUCUGUCUCAGAAAAUUCUGACACUUCUAAAGGGUGGCUAUCCAGCAAAAUUAAAGAAGGUCUUGAUAGUGACAGCACCUUUGUGGUUCAAAGCACCCUUCAAGAUCCUCCGAUUAUUCGUGCGUGAAAAACUGAGGGACCGAGUGUUCACAGUGUCCAUCCCUCAGCUGACGUUACAUAUUCCACGAGAAUCAUUACCACAUCGUUUAGGCGGCACGUUGGAAAUACAGCAUGAAGCAUGGCUACUGCAUUGUCUUAAAUCUAUGACGAACCGAGGCGGAGGUGAAUUGUGCGAGGUUACUCCAAGAGUAGGUACACCUAUGUCGCCCACUGCGAAUGAUAAUACGGUUCAUCAAAAUCCAAAUGGAACUACUACGCAUAGUAGUUCGACUAGUCCUAUCAUCGAUAAGAACAAACAGGUGAAAAAUGGUGUGUCGAAUAUCGGCGACAUCGAGAUCACCACCGCGAAUUCUGACGCUUGGAUGGGAACCGAUGAGGCGCCAUCCCCAGUUCAGCCUCCAUCCUCGGCUAGUUCUGGUUUUAGUGACGACGACAGUCUUCACGGCGAUCCUGGACUUCAGGCUGUUACUAUGGAGCAAUUUAUAGCGGAUAUACACCAGCGAGGCCGCGCUGGUCUUAUAGCAGAAUACACGGAAAUUAGACAGAGACCACCGGAUGGUUCAUUUAAUAAUGCAAAGUUAAGGUCUAAUCAAUCAAAGAAUCGCUACACCGAUGUGCUUUGUUACGAUCACAGCAGAGUCUGCCUUUCACAAAUAGACGGAGAUGCAACGUCCGAUUACAUAAAUGCGAAUUUCGUCGACGGUUACAAGCAGAAGAAUGCAUUUAUCAGUACUCAGGGUCCUCUUCCGAAAACCUGCGGUGAUUUUUGGAGGAUGGUUUGGGAACAGCAAACGCUAGUCAUCGUCAUGACUACGAGAGUGGUGGAAAGAGGACGUACAAAGUGUGCACAGUAUUGGGGUCCAGAACCAGGUGAUGAAGUACAAGCGGGUGGCUUCACCGUGAGCACCCUCGAAGUUGAUACCAAUCCAGAUUAUACAAUAUCCAUGCUUCUCCUUACAAAUAAUAAGACUGAUGAGACGAGAGAGGUUUGCCAUAUGCUGUACACAGUGUGGCCAGAUUACGGUGUUCCUCAGUCGGCUAAAGCUUUACUACAGUUUUUGGGCUUAGUCAGGCAACAGCAGAGCAAAUUACUCGCUAGCAGAGGGGACACGUGGGCUGGACAUCCUCGAGGACCACCUAUAGUUGUACAUUGCAGCGCUGGUAUUGGAAGAACAGGUACAUUUUGCACUUUGGACAUUUGCAUAUCGCGACUAGAGGACACUGGUACAGUAGAUAUACGAGGAACUGUCGAGAAAAUCAGAGCACAGAGGGCCUAUAGUAUUCAAAUGCCAGAUCAGUACGUCUUUUGCCAUCGUGCUUUGGCGGAAUACGCGCUUUCCAAAGGGAUGCUCAGUGCGCAGCAUCUCUCCAUGUUACCUCCACCGAUCGAAGAGGAUUCUGACUAAAUGAGUAACGAACGAGUUCUGCUAUCAUAUACUGGAUUGAUGUUCUUCCCGAGUAUGCGUAUAUUAUAUAUUAUCCUUAAAAUAGCCUAUUUCUACUUUAAACGACUGAAAGUUAUUUUUUGGUAUUGUAUCCAUCGAUGUAACGAUUGAACUUCUCAUUAUUACGUUAGUCUUAAAUUUCCUAUGAAGUUGUGUUGGUCUUUUUUUCAUUACCAAAUUAGCGAACAGGAUAUUUUAUAUGCCUGUUCUUCGUGCUCUGAAAUUCUAUAUAAAAGUGCAUUAAAAGGCACCGAUCAAAGAUACAUAUUUUACUAAUAUAAAAAUCUGGCACAUUUUUUAUAGAUCAUAUUUUAACUCUCUCAAAUGUAAGUUAUAACUUAAAUCCUAAAAUUUUAAUUCAUGACGUUCUUAAAUUAUUAAGAAAUGUGAAAUGUAAUUUUUAAUCAUAUUUAAUUGCAAUAUAGUCAAAAUGUAUUUAUUAAAUCUAUAAUUAAUUUUCUAUAAUUGAAGAAUUAUAAUUAUUGAUUUCUGUAACAAUACGUAUGAAAAUGUAUGCAUGAGGGAUUAUAAACGAUUUGAGAGAGUUGAAUUGCUGAUCUUGAAAAGAGAAGGAAUCAUUAUAUAUAUUUGAAAUAUAUGAAAAAUAUAAAUGUGAUUAUAUACAUUGUAUAGUUCACAAAUUAUUACAAAUGUGGUUUGACAGUGGCCAUGAUAUAGUCACAAUUAUUUAAGAUUUUGAAAUUUAGAAAUAUUACGUACGAUACAAAAAACGGCUUCUGCCUUACGGAAAUGUAGAUUAUUCUAGAAAGUAAUCAACAUAUUGAUAGAUGUUUUUGGGUAACCAAAGAUUAUCUGCUGCACAAAUUUAGAGAACCGAAAUUUUUAAAUGUACGUAAAAUUUGGUUAUAUAUACAAUCGCGCGGGAAAAAGAAAUUCCGUUUUACAGGGAUUUAUAAUCAGGGAUCAUACUGUAGAUUAAAUAAUUUCCGACGCGACUAAAAAAAAAAAGAAAAGAAAAUGAAGCCUAACAAGUACAAGGCUUUAAAAAUUAAAUUAAGCCUUUACUUUAGUCGAAUAAACUUCGAAUUGACACCUGAUAAUUAUAUGUAUGCAUAUACAUAUUUGUCUAUAAACAUAUAUGUAUAUGGAUAAUUAUACAUAUACAUAUAUAUAUAUAUAUAUACGCUUCAUUAUAAAAAUCGUAACGAUUAAAAAUCGUAUAUACUUGCAAGCAUCAAACGUUUAAAAACAUUUAAAAAUCUAGGUAUAAAACAAAUUUUAAUUAACAUAUGAUGACUAUAAAUAAAAUUUACCUUCAACGGAUAUUGUAAUUUAUUAAUAAUUUUUUAAAAAAUGCAACUGAAUACAAGUAAAAGUUUAGAGAUGUUCUAGAUGAUACGCAAAGUAAAUACAAAUUGAUUUUGUACGCAAUUGUAAAAUAAUUAUUUUUUAAAUAUAUCUCACAAGGUAUUGCGCGAGAGGCGUAUCUUUAAUUCUGUGCAACAUUUGAUAAUAUUAAAAAAUGAAACGCGAGAAUUCCAAAUAAUGCUGCUUUCGAAGUUUCUUGAUUGGUUUUUGAUUAUUAUGAUUGUAACUUUCGAUUCUGAUUAUAAACCUUAAGUGUUUACACGUAAUCUUGGGUAAAACAUUGUAUUCAAUUUGUGUUAUUUGUAUCCAAUAAGUACUCGAAUCGUUUAUCCGUUGAAUGUGUACGGGACCUCUGCAAGAAAACUGCAAUGUAUGUGACGAGUCUUCUUGCACUGGUCGCUCGAUGUGAUGAAUUAUGAAUUUUAUUGGGCUAUUAUGAUAUUAAUAUUGUAAAGCAUUGUGAUAGUCAGUAGUCUCCGGAAAUUCGUAUUCUCUAUUCUUCCAAGUACUGCCAUUGCCAACUACGCUAUUUUCUAUUUCUAAUCACGCUGAGCUAAAUUUUUCGCGGCAUAAUCACAGUACGGCUAGACUGCCGUACACACAUAUAUAUAUAUAUACAUACAUAUAAAUAUACUAACUGAUUUGUAAUAAUUUAUUAAUAUUGAGUUAGGAUAUGAUAUAUAUAGUGACAUAAUUAUUGGUAUCGGAGCGAUAAACAUGUAUAGGAUCCCUUGAUUAGGAUUUUUCUGUUUUUACGUACAAGAUAUUUGGAAAACAUGUUUUAACGCGUCGCAACGAAAAAUGUUUGCGGGAAACUAAUUGCGGGCGUACGUUAGUUUACUGCAAAGUCUUCCGAUGUAAGCGUUUCGUAAAACGAAUUUCCAAACAUCCUGUGUAAUUCAAUGGUUUCACGCAGAGCGUCGUAAGAUUUUAUUUCGGCAGGACGGUAAUGAGCAAACUGUUAAAGACGUUUUCGAAUUUUAUACGAAACGCAUACGCGCUGUUCUACCGCAAGAAAGUUUAGUCACGUUUUUAAAUAAGUUAACGAUAUUCUUGGAUGUAAUAUUUAUAUAAGUUCCUCCUACCCUUAGGUUACCUACAAAGGGCAUAUUACCGAUAUUGAUUAUCGUUUAUCAUGUUACAUUACGUUUAUGUAAUCUAUUAAUAAUCAACAUUAACCUUUUUGUAUUUAUCUUAGCUAUUUAUUGUAUCGAUUGAUUUAAAUCUCCUUGUGAUGUGUAUACGCACAUAAUUAUCAUGUAUUUCUCAAUCUCCACUCUUAACAGUGGCAUUCAUUUAGCGUUUUUUCAUCUGUAUUUUCGGAGAGGUUUCUUUUGUAGAAAAAAAAUGGAAAUUCAAAUUGACUGUCUUGAUCAAGUGCGAAUGUACAGUGCGAUUUUAUAGCUACUUUUGCGUGUGCCUCUUGCAUCAUAAUGUGUUAACGACGGAUCAAACGCCCGUACGUCAAUGAAAGUCGUCAGGACGAGUACCAAAGUUUCUCGUAACGGACUCACCGACGGAACAAUUUAAUUAACGCGGAAUAAAACAAGUGUAAUUGUACUGUAAUACGCGAACGCAUUUGAGUGCGUGUGUUAAGCUUUGGAACUGAGGGUAGGUAGUUUAAAAUAAUCGACUCAACAGUAUUAUACCUCAUUAAAUGUUCGCGAUUCUUCUCGCCAAAUCGAUUUUCUUUCGCCGGCGUAAGUAGCGUCGGAUAGUUGGGAUUUAUCCGUCCACCUUUCCAUACGUAUUCAAGGUUUCUUUCUCAUCCGAAGGGAAAUUUUGAACACGUAUGCAAAUGAUAGAUGAUUUGAACGAGAAUUAAAAUGAUGCUAUUUAGUAUCUGACAUCACGAUGAGGUCUGACCGAAAGAAAUGUAUCAGGGAGAGAAUACAAGAGAAAUCAUACGCUAUGACACAGUGGACUGUAACUCUCAAACUUCCGAUAUACUUUCAUUCCUUCAACGCGUUUUAAGUUGCGAACUUGUACCAUUGUUGCUAUUGUCUUGCGAUUCGUUUCGGUAAUUUGCACCUGUAACGUACUCGCUAUUUGUAGACCUUGAAGAUUUGUCACCGAUGUUAUACGUCUCUAUAUCGAGAUAUUGAUGAAGGUUAAUAUAAUCGACUAAUUAUUUAAUGCGAUAGACACCCACUUUUGUAUUGACAAUUAAUGCGAUAUUGGAGAAGCGAUGCGCAAUGCAAAGAAAAAGCCAAUGUUUUAUGUGUAUAUUUGAUGUAUGCAACACGUGUCAUAAUAAUUAAGAUUCUGACGAGAUGAAGAUAACGAUUGUUAAAAUAUUGCGAAAAUUGAGAAAGUAAAGCAGCGAAAGAGAAAGAAAAAAAGUGUAUAUACAAAUGAUAUGACUUUAAAUUACUAUCGCACACAUAAUUGUAUCUAAUUAAUAAUUAUUUAAUAUAUUGCAAAUAUAAAUGGUACAAA